AUGCCACAAAAAAGGGUGCUCUUUGUUCUUACCAACACCGCCCACAUUCCUGGGACCGACAAGACUAUCGUUGCACAUCCAUAUUAUGUCCUCUAUAGUCAGGCAGAAAUCGUACUUAAGGGCGGCUUAUCUCCGGUAGACCCUAUGUCCGUGAAACUCUCUAUAGACCAAGUAUCGCAAAUUGAAUUCUUUGACCUUAUUUGCAAGCCACUCGUCCCAUACAACGGCGUAUGUUGGGGGCGAGGCGGUGCGGAGGCGGCUAAGGAGGGCAGAAGCGAGGGCGGCGCGGAUGAGCCAGCUCGCAAGCGCGAUCCAGGUUGGGCUUUUUGCGUUCUUGCUGGUCCCAUGCCAACGCCUGAAGACGCAAUGCCAAUGGACGCAACAUACGCCGUCUUGGCUGUCUACUUCCUUGGCCCUCUGGCCUUCUUCAUAUGGCUGUACAGAAUCAUAUUCCAUCCUUUGAACAAAUUUCCUGGCCCCGUGGUGGCACGACUCACUGAUGGCUAUUCUGGAUAUCAUGCUGCCCACCGACGGCUUCAUCUUGCCACAUAUCGGAAUCAUCAGAAAUACGGACCUGUGGUCAGGCAAGGGCCGAACCGACUCGUCUUCAAUACUAAGCCAGAUAUUUACCUCAAUCAGCGAAUGACCAAGAGCAAAGCCUACCUACAGUCACUCCUCAGUACCCGCAGAUUAAGCAUGUUCAAUGCCUUAGACAGGGCGGAACACAGCCGCAAGCGACGGGUGGUUGGGCAACUCAUCACUGAGCGCUCCAUGCGCUCCUUUGAGCCGAGCCUGACACUGCAAAUUGACGUGUUCCUCCACCAACUUCUCGCCUCCAGCAAGAAGAGCGAGGUCGUCAACAUGACAGUGCGAUGCCAACGCCUAGCUACAGACGUAGUUGGACUCCUCGCCUUUGGCUACGAGCUGAAUACGCAAACCGAAGACACCAAUAGCAUAAUCCCAGCCGCCAUGAAAUCUAACGCCUACCGCAUAGGCUUGUACAUCGCGUGGCCGUCCAUCUCAUUUUUCGAUCCCGUAUUCCGCUGGCUCGGCCGGAAGCGGAUCCCCAAGUUCUACCAGACGUUGCGGAAGAUGAUAGGCAGGCGCAUGAGCAUGCCCAAGGACGCUGCACACGACCUCUACGCGGUCGCGUCAGGGGACGUUACCGCUAGCGGUGACCGGGGUCUCCAGGACACCGACUUGUGGUCUGAGGCGUCCUUCUUUGUCGUAGCUGGCGGCAUGACAGUGUCCACGCUCAUGAGCGCCAUCUUCUUCUACCUCUCCCACCAUCCGGACGUGUACGCACGCCUGGCCACCGAGAUUCGUACAACCUUCAACUCGGGCAGGGAUAUCGCCAGCGGCCCUCGGCUGAGCUCAUGCAGGUACCUCCGUGCUGUCAUUGACGAGACCAUGCGCGCCGCGCCCCCGACCACGGCAACACCCUGGCGCGAGGACGAUGUCUACUCAGCCACGCCGCCUCGCUCGGAGGGGCCGUUGGUCGUGGACGGGCACGUCAUCCCCCCGGGAACCUCUGUCGGAGUCAAUCUCUACAGCCUACUUCACAACGAGGCCCUGUUUCCGGGGCCGUUCGAGUUUCACCCUGAGCGCUGGCUCGCCAUUGACGACGAGGAGGAUGGCGCAUAUGGCAAGGAGGUACAAGCCACCAUGCGGCGAGCUUUCGCGCCCUUCGCACUGGGCGACCGCGGUUGUGCUGGCAAGGCCAUGGCGUACCUCGAGGCGAGUUUGACCAUCGCCAAGACGCUGUGGUACUUCGACUUCGAGGCAGCGCCAGGGAAGGCGGGAAAAGUUGGAGGAGGAACACCCGGGAGGACAGACGGCAGGGAGAGGGUGGACGAGUAUCAGCUCUAUGAUAUCUUCACGGCCGACCAUGAUGGGCCGAAUGUAGUGUUGAAGCCGCGUGCCCAGUUUACGAAUGAGUGGGGGAUGAAGAGCGAUGCGUAA
Molecule: messenger RNA, 1962 nt
Organism: Neoarthrinium moseri
Lineage: Eukaryota; Fungi; Ascomycota; Sordariomycetes; Amphisphaeriales; Apiosporaceae
Exons: 6
Coding region: 1-1962 (653 amino acids)
Molecular function (GO): heme binding; oxidoreductase activity, acting on paired donors, with incorporation or reduction of molecular oxygen; monooxygenase activity
Source: RefSeq, a predicted model, not a curated record